Neodiprion virginianus is the source of this 1735-nucleotide messenger RNA. Its product is annotated as lysosomal acid glucosylceramidase-like. The transcript is spliced from 7 exons. Gene Ontology annotation, biological process: glucosylceramide catabolic process. NCBI's taxonomy places the organism in Eukaryota, Metazoa, Arthropoda, Insecta, Hymenoptera, Diprionidae. The coding region runs from base 198 to 1718 and encodes 506 amino acids. Gene Ontology annotation, molecular function: glucosylceramidase activity. The record is from RefSeq and is a predicted model, not a curated record.
CUCGGUUCAAUGAGAAGUUUUGUUCUCACGCGUAUAAAGCAUCGAAACAUGAGUGUUUCGAACAUAAAACAAUUUUUCGAGUAAUUUUAUCGCACUCAUUUAUCAGAGAAUCGUAAGUUUUGUAUCACAGUGACGUUGCUGAAAAGCAGGCAAAUGAAACAAUCAGUCCAAUUUCGUACCGAGUGAAGUGCGAGAUCAUGCUGCGUUGCAUCUUCUUACUGAUCACGUGCAUAUACACAGCGCGAAGUAUUCCUUGUGUACAUCGCGAUUUUGGAAACAACGGAACAGUCUGUGUAUGCAACGCUACUUAUUGCGACAGCACUCCCGUAUCCGAGGUUCUAGACAUUGGUUUCUACAUCCGUUACUCAUCAAGUGAAAACGGCUUGAGGCUUGACGAAACGCGUGGCGUUUUCAGGAAAGAAUGCAGUCUUGCUGAUGCAGAUGGUUUUCAACUAGACCUCGGUACUACCUUCCAACCAAUUCAUGGCUUCGGAGGCGCGUUUACUGACGCAGCGAGCUUCAACAUAAGAACAUUGAGCCCUGGGGCUCAGGAAAAUUUAUUAAGGACAUACUUCAGCAAGGAAGGUAGUAAUUACAAUUUAGGACGUGUACCAAUUGGCGGAACUGACUUUUCUAAAAGGCCAUACACGUACGAUGAUCACGAAGGUGAUGUGCUACUGAAAAAUUUCAGUCUAGCAAACGAAGACUUACUCUACAAAAUUCCAUUGAUGAAGAAAGCUUUAGAAAUUAAUCCGGAAGUUAAAUUUUUUGCGGCAGCAUGGACUGCUCCACCCUGGAUGAGAACAAAUCACAAUUACACAGGUUACGGAUUUUUGAAAAGAAAAUACUAUCAGGUAUACGCCGACUAUCUAGUGGAAUUCUUGAACAAGUACGGAGACCAUGGGCUGGAAAUGUGGGCUAUGUCAACGGGUAACGAACCCUAUAUUGGUACCCAAAGCUUAUCUAACUAUGGAAGUAUGGUUUGGUUACCAAAAAACCUCGGCAAGUGGAUAGCGAACAAUCUUGGACCGACUAUCAGCAAAUCAAAGCAUAACAAAACUGUGAUUCUUGCUUACGACGACUCAAGAUCGCGCCUGGAUCCGUUCCUCAAUGAUAUUUUUAAAAACAAAUUAGCAACGAAUUAUACAGCCGGUAUUGCUAUCCACGCGUACGAGGACGCCACGUUUUCCGCAAGCGUAUUAGGCGAAAUCCGUCAAAAGUAUCCAGGAAAGUUUCUCAUCAUGACCGAGUUUUCCGCGGGGAAUCCACAAAAAGACACUGGACUCGUUGCUUCGGCAUCUUGGCAACUGGCAGAAAUAUACAUAUUGAACAUAAUUGAAAAUUUGAAAAACUGGGUAACUGGUUGGGUGGACUGGAAUCUCGCUCUUGACAAAUAUGGCGGACCAAAUUGGAGACAAAACUUUGCGAAUGCCCCGAUUAUUGUGAACUCGGAAGCUGACGAAUUUUACAAGCAGCCAACGUAUUACGCCAUUACGCACUUCAGCAAGUUUAUUCCACCAGGUUCUGUGAGGGUGGGAUUUGUUCACGGAAAGAAACCAGUAGAGGCUGUAGCUUUCAAGACACCGAAAAACGAGAUCAUUGUUGUGAUGUAUAACAAAGGUAUAGCAGACCAAAGCGUGACUAUCUAUGAUCCAAGGAGAGGACAGGUCCGUUUACAGUUGCCACCAAAAUCAAUUCACACCAUUCUAUACAAAUAAUGCGCAUUGGAAGAAAU